Tarenaya hassleriana is the source of this 1753-nucleotide messenger RNA. Its product is annotated as protein phosphatase 2C 37. Lineage: Eukaryota; Viridiplantae; Streptophyta; Magnoliopsida; Brassicales; Cleomaceae. The record is from RefSeq and is a predicted model, not a curated record. The coding region runs from base 144 to 1382 and encodes 412 amino acids. Gene Ontology annotation, biological process: protein dephosphorylation. Gene Ontology annotation, cellular component: cytosol; nucleus. The transcript has 4 exons. Gene Ontology annotation, molecular function: cation binding; protein serine/threonine phosphatase activity.
AAGACUCGAUUAUCUUUGCUCCCUCCUUAUUGUUGUUGUUUUCAAUCGGAAUUUCAAAUCGGAGAAAAAAAGUUGGAGGUUUACAUCGUUUGAUCGGUUUUGCGGAGGAAAUUGUGGUAUCGGUGGUGUUUUUGCUGUGAUUAAUGGCUGGGAUUUGCUGUGGUGUUGUCGGGGAGAGCGAAUCGGCGGCGCCAGUGGAGCCUAGCUCACGAGGCUCGCGUCGGAGGAAGUUGGAUCUGCUUCCGUCGAUCAAGAUAGUCGCCGUUUCGGCGGUUGCUCCGCCGCUGGAAAGCUUCCGGAAACGGCAAAAAUGCGGGACUCCGUCGCCGGCGGCAUCCUCGCCAUCUUCUUCUCCGUCGUCGAAACUGGACCCGGAGUCGAUAGAGAAGAGUAGGGACUCCGGGAGGUUGGAACGGUCGGUCUCGGGGACGGACCGGAGUAAGAAGUCUGAUCUCCCGCCGGUUACUGGUUUCGGCGUUGAAGUAGAGAACGGUUUCGUUUCCGAUGAGCCGAAGUUUGGUAUGACGUCGGUUUGUGGAAGGAGAAGAGAUAUGGAAGAUGCGGUGUCGAUUCACCCGUCCUUUCACCGGAUACACUCUGACGAUCUUCAUUUCUUCGGAGUAUUCGACGGCCAUGGCUGCUCUCACGUGGCUGAGAAGUGCAGAGAGCGGUUGCAUGAGAUAGUGAAGCAGGAGCUCGAAGUUUCCACGGCCGAGGAGUGGAAGGGGAUGAUGGUUAAAAGCUUCCUGAGAAUGGACAAGGAAGUCAGCCGGAAAAGCGCCAACAGAUUCAGCGGCGUGGAUCGGAGCACGAUCUCGUGUAGAUGCGACCUUCAGUCUCCUCAAUACGACGCCGUCGGAUCCACCGCCGCCGUCUCCAUCGUGACGCCGAAGAAGAUUAUCGUCUCCAACUGCGGUGACUCCCGCGUCGUUCUCUGCCGUAACGGCGUCGCCAUUCCUCUCUCUUCCGAUCACAAGCCGGAUCGACCCGACGAAUUGCUUCGGAUCCAACAAGCCGGAGGAAGAGUCAUCUACUGGGACGGGCCUAGGGUACUUGGUGUUUUAGCCAUGUCAAGAGCAAUCGGAGACAGCUACUUGAAGCCCUUCGUAAUUCCGGAUCCAGAGGUGACGGUAACGGAUCGUACGGACGAAGACGAGUGCUUGAUCAUAGCGAGCGACGGUCUGUGGGACGUGGUGCCGAACGAGACGGCGUGCGGCGUGGCUCGCAUGUGCCUACGUGGCGCAUCAGAGGAAGGCCACAAGGCGUGCUCCGAUGCAGCCCUUCUGCUGACGAAGCUCGCUCUUGCGAGGCAGAGCGCCGACAACGUCAGCGUUGUCGUCGUCGACUUGAGGAGAAAUCUUAGUGGGUCAUCGUCGUCGUAGUCGAAGACUUAGAGGAUGAAUCUAGUAUUUAUUUAGGAUUUAACUAGGAUUAAUAUUUACUAAUCAUAAUUUUCUGAAAGUUCCAAUUUUCGAAUUUAGUUUUAUCUAUAUUUCAAUUAUAAUCGCUCAUAAUUUUGGAGCAUAUGAAUUGGUGGGGGAGAAAAAAAAAACUCUCAUCAGGGAAAGGGAUGGAGGAGGAGGAGAAGAGCUAAUUAAUAUUAUAUGUAGAUGUGUAUAUAUGUGUGUAUAUAUAUAUUUAUAUAACUGUAUUUUAAUUUUAUGGUGCAAGUGUGCUCUGUAUUUUUUUUAUCGAAUAUUGUUGAAUUAAGUAGCGAAGGUUUAAAAAAAGAAGUUCGACGAGUUAAUAAUUA